Messenger RNA from Arctia plantaginis, 1911 nucleotides. NCBI's taxonomy places the organism in Eukaryota, Metazoa, Arthropoda, Insecta, Lepidoptera, Erebidae. The record is from the annotation of a GenBank genome assembly.
AUGGGUGAAAACUCAUUUCUAAUAACGACUGGAAACUCUGAACAAAUAAUAAAAACAGCUCAGUGUGUUUUAAAACUCUCUUCGAAAUAUUUUGUUGAAAAGAAAGCUUUAAGCGGCAGCAUUGUUAUAAUCAACAUUAAUUCUUAUACCUCUACAACACAAGGACCACUGUUGCAUACUAUUCACAGCGGUAUCAAAUAUUCUAUUAUGGUAAAAGAUUCUUUUUACUCGCAUGCAAACGCUUCCCAUUUCCCUGAGAAAGCGAAAAAUUAUAUGUUGAUUUUAGAAGAAAAAUCAGAGCUGGAAAGGAAUAUCCUGCAGUUGAAUAAAUUGCCUAGUUGGAAUCCUUUGGCAAAAGCUAUAGUUUAUUACGAGUUGAAAAAUAAUGAGACUGGUGCAGACACAGCUAUAGAACUCAUAAACCAACUUCGAGUAUACGAAUUAUUUAAAACGAUUGUAUUUAUCUGCGAUAAACAAAACGAUGAAGUUAUUUCGUACACUUGGAGACCUUACAGUGAUACUAAUUGCGGUGGAGAAUGUCAUUCUGUGUACAUACUGGAUAAAUGUAAGGAUAAUAUAAUAUUCCAAGUUGAAAAACAGCAUGAAAUGUUCCCACCUAAUAUGAAAGGAUGCCCUUUGAUAACUUAUGCCGUUGUCGCUGAGCCAUACGUUUUACCUCCCGUGAAAAAACUUAGUAAUACUCUUUAUGACGAUGUGUACGAAUUCACGAGAGGAGGUGAUAUAAAUCUUGUUAAAAUUAUAAGUGAAUUUACUAACAUGACAUUAAUUGUUAGAAUGUCGGAGAUACCGGAAAACUGGGGUGUGGUUUACCCUAAUGGAUCCGCGACAGGGGCGUACGCCAUGCUAAGAAAUGGGUCGACAGAUCUCGUCGUGGGAAAUGUUGAAGUGACAAGGAUUCUUCGGAAAUGGUUUCAUCCAACUGUAAAUUACUUGCAAGAUGAAAUGACGAUUUGCACUCCGAAAGCGAGACAAGCGGCUACUUGGGAUAACCUUGUAAUUAUAUUUCAGUGGUCCACCUGGAUGGCUGUGCUUGUUAGCUUAAUCGUGAUGUCACUCAUAUUUCACUACUUUCACUAUAAAGAGAACAAUAGUAAAGUAACCAAAUGGCCAACAAACUCUUUGCUGAUGACUUUUAGCAUGUUGCUAGGUUGGGGAGCUACUUUUGAACCAAGGAGCUCAACGUUCCGAAUCUUAAUAUUCGCUUGGCUCUGUUUCAGUAUAAACAUGAGUAUAUCUUACGAAUCAUUUCUUAGAACUUUCCUAAUGCAUCCUAGAUUUGAAAAGCAGAUAAGCACUGAAUCUGAUUUUAUACAGUCUGGUAUUCCGCUGGGAGGUAGGAAGAUUUAUCGGUCUUAUUUUGAAACUAAUAAUGCGAAUUCAUCUUAUUUAUAUCGCAAGUACAACUCGACUACAUUCUUGGAGGGGAUCAGACGUACAGCUUUGGAGAGAAACUUCGCUGUCGUUUCUUCGAGACGUCAAGCUGUCUACCAAGACCGGAAGUUAGGUAAAGGGGAACCUUUAAUUUAUUGUUUUCCAGAAAGUAAUAAUAUGUACAAAUAUAGUGUUGCUAUUCUGGCUAGGAAAUGGUUUCCUAUAUUAGAACGGUUCAACACUAUUAUCCGAAGCGUCACUGAAAAUGGACUAAUUAAUAAGUGGAACGAAGAGCUCUUGAUACACGCGGCAAGUAUAGAAAGUACUAGUGCCAUAAUGUCGUUGAGUAUCCAGCAAUUACUUGGUGCAUUUAUGCUAAUAGGGAUUUUAUAUGCGGUUAGCGUGUUUAUAUUUCUUUUUGAAAUAAUGGUUGGUUUCAUUACAAAGAGAAAAUUUAAGCUUCAAAAUUAUAAAUUAUCAGAUCCUACGCAAAUUGAAGCGUACCCAAGAAGAACAUGA